GGAAGUAUUGACGUAGGGCGGACGCGCGAGCCCUUCCGGCUGCCCAUAUAAGGACAAAGCCCGUGCGCUGGCGGCUCCUUCCGGGCCGCGGGCCGGCACCCUGGCCACGCCUCUUCCCCCUCCCCGCGCGCUGGAGCCCCCGGCUUCCGGCCCGACGUCCUGCCGGGCCAGCGGGGUGUGGGGGUGUCGGCUUUCGUUUCCUCCCCACCCGCGGCUAGGAAGGCGUCGUGACGCCCCUCAGGGAAAACCCCCCGCAGCCGACCCCAGUCGGCGGCCAGAGGCGACGACCUUGGGCUUCCGCUGACGCCAGGCCCUAGAGAUCGCACACAAAGCCUUUUCCAAGCCAGGGGCGACUUGCAGGAGACACCUUCCUUCGUCGUCCCUGCGCGGAGCCCCAGUUCCUGAUCCCUGCAAGGCCCCCGCCCAUGCAGUUAUUGCGGCGCUUCCUCUUGACUGCAUCCGUAGCCGGCAGAGUGUCUUGGCGCAGCUCCCUUCCCUUGCACGUGGGGGCUCAAUUCCCGUUUUCUAAAAAUGCCCCCCUUCCGCCACCCUGCCACGCACUUCAGCGACCUGCUGAAGACGCCCCCGCCGCCCACAAAGGGGACUCCACAAGGAGCACCCACGCGGCAAAACGAUCCCCUCGAUAUUCCGUCCAUCCUCCCUCCUGGGGCGCUAUCCGGUACCACGGAGGCAAUAGUUUGAUUCUCCUACUCGCGUGCGAAAAAACACGAAAAAGUUUUCCCCGAGACCCCGUACAGACGUCCGUCAGACCCGGGGCGACCAACGAAUCUCUCCACAACACUCCUCGCCGCACUUUGCUGGGCCUCGGCAUAUGGAGCCCGACCCCACACGCGGGGACUCCCCUGGGGAUCAUCUUCAGCCCGCAAGACCCCUCCCACGCUCCCAGAAAGCCCCCACCCCCAGAGGUAUUUCCGGCGCCCCACCUACGGCCACCCGGCCGGGGGUACCUCUCCUUCCCCUGACCUGCCACCUCACACCCCGGGCUAAGACAAUGUGCUGGAGCCGGGAGUGGGCUCAGGGUAUUGCGUAAUAUGGUCCCCGAAUGGAACGAACGCCCUUCCCCCCAUCCCCAAGCCGCCCCAUGUGAUUUCAAGAAGGGAGUAAUUUCUUGGGCAAACUGAAGCUGCACUAAUCCGAGAGUUCCCGAACUCAACGACUCCGAGCUCCAAGCGGAACUCAAGAAAACGGAGCCUCGCCCACGGCCGCCAGCCGAAAAGAACGGGUAAAAGGCUGGGGACCGGGAGGAUCCCGGGGGUCUCCCAAGGUCCGAGGCCGGGGGGCGGGGCCUGAAAACCGGAAGCUGACUCUUUCCACAACCAAGAUGGCCGCGGCCAGAGCGGAAGUCUUAGCGCUCGGACCGCCGAGGCCUCUCUCUCCGUCCUGGAGGCCCCGCUCUCGCUGGCGGCUCGGAUCACGUGACGGGGGCGGGGGCGGCCGCCGCGUUCUCCCCGGCUGGGAGGGGACCCGGGAGCCCGGCCGACGGAGGAGGGGGUCUGGCCUCCCGCGUGCGCGUGACAUGUCUCUCGAAGAUCCGUUCUUCGUGGUCCGAGGCGAAGUGCAGAAGGCGGUGAACACGGCCCGUGGGUUAUACCAGCGCUGGGGCGAGCUCCUGCAGGAGGGCGCGGCCGUGGGGCGCGAGGAGCUGGACUGGACGACCAAUGAGUUGCGGAACAGCCUGCGCAGCAUCGAAUGGGACCUGGAGGACUUGGAGGAGACCAUCGGCACGCAUCGUGGAAGCCAACCCAGGCAAGUUCAAGCUCCUGGCAGAAGACCUGCAAGAGCGGAAGGCGUUUGUGGAGCGCAUGCGGGAGGCCGUGCAGGAAAUGAGGGACCAUAUGGUCAGCCCCGCAGCCGUGGCCGUCAUGGAGAGGAACAGCAGACAGAUCCUGGCAGGCUCGUCUGGUGCCCCCAAGCCAUCCAGUGACCUGCUGGAUGCCAGUGUGGUGUCUGCGACUUCCCGCUACAUUGAGGAGCAACAGGCCACGCAGCAGCUGAUUGUGGAGCAGCAGAAUCAGCAACUGGAGAUGGUGUCCGGGAGCAUCCGGGUUCUGAAGCACAUGUCCAGCCGGGUUGGGGACGAGCUGGAUGAGCAGGCCAUCAUGCUGGACGCCUUCACACAGGAGAUGGAGCACACCCAGUCCCGGAUGGACGGGGUCCUCCGCAAGAUGGCCAAAGUGUCCCACAUGACCAGUGAUCGCCGGCAGUGGUGUGCGAUCGCUGUGCUUCUGGGCUUCCUCCUGCUGCUGCUGGCCCUGCUUCUCUUUCUCUGAGCCAGCCGGACCCCCGGUGUGUACACGGUGGGGCCAGUGUUCGUCCCAAGGACCUUCUCAUCCCUGAGCCGGCAGCAUCCCCAGGGCUGGCACCCUAACUCCAGUCCUAUCUCAAGUGCACUUAGGGUGUGGGUGGGUAGGGAGACACCUCUCCCCGUUUCUAAUUCCCGCGACCCCAAGCCAUGUAUGCCUCAAACUUCUGUGCCAACCUGGAAAUAAAGCCCCGUUUUGAUACAUGUGUCUCACCUGGCA
Molecule: messenger RNA, 2543 nt
Organism: Sorex araneus (European shrew)
Lineage: Eukaryota; Metazoa; Chordata; Mammalia; Eulipotyphla; Soricidae
Gene: STX10
Product: syntaxin 10
Exons: 8
Coding region: 1680-2291 (203 amino acids)
Biological process (GO): Golgi vesicle transport
Cellular component (GO): membrane
Source: RefSeq, a predicted model, not a curated record